Molecule: messenger RNA, 4351 nt
Organism: Melopsittacus undulatus (budgerigar)
Lineage: Eukaryota; Metazoa; Chordata; Aves; Psittaciformes; Psittaculidae
Gene: TRIM23
Product: tripartite motif containing 23
Exons: 11
Coding region: 5-1750 (581 amino acids)
Biological process (GO): intracellular protein transport; vesicle-mediated transport
Cellular component (GO): lysosomal membrane; plasma membrane; cytoplasm
Molecular function (GO): GTPase activity; GTP binding; zinc ion binding
Source: RefSeq, a predicted model, not a curated record
CAAGAUGGCAGCCGUAAAUGCGAACAGGAUCGUGGCUGGUACUAGUCCGGACGGUAGUAGGGGAUCUGGGAGCAGCGGUCGCGGCCCGGCUGGUGCCGCAGUGAAGGUUCUUGAGUGCGGGGUCUGUGAAGAUGUAUUUUCUUUGCAAGGUGACAAAGUUCCCCGGCUGCUUUUGUGUGGCCAUACUGUCUGCCAUGACUGUCUUACCCGGCUUCCCCUUCAUGGCAGAGCAGUUCGUUGUCCAUUUGAUCGACAAGUUACUGAACUAGGAGAUUCUGGUGUCUGGGGCUUGAAAAAAAAUUUUGCUUUGUUGGAACUCUUGGAACGGUUGCAGAAUGGGCCUGCCGGACAGUGUGGGACAACAGAAGAAGCCAUUGGUCUUUCUGGAGAGAGUAUCAUUCGUUGUGAUGAAGAUGAAGCCCAUGUUGCAUCUGUGUAUUGCACUGUUUGUGCCACUCACCUGUGUGCAGACUGCUCCCAGGUCACUCAUUCUACAAAGACACUAGCAAAACACAGGCGUGUUCCUCUUGCUGAUAAGCCCCAUGAGAAGACUAUGUGCUCCCAACACCAAGUGCAUGCUAUUGAGUUUGUUUGCUUAGAAGAGGGCUGCCAGGCGACUCCUCUUAUGUGUUGUGUCUGCAAAGAAUAUGGGAAGCAUCAAGGUCAUAAGCAUUCUGUUUUGGAACCAGAAGCAAACCAGAUUCGUGCAUCCAUUUUAGACAUGGCUCACUGUAUAAGAACAUUCACAGAAGAGAUCUCGGAUUAUUCCAGAAAAUUGGUUGGAAUUGUUCAGCAUAUAGAAGGAGGAGAGCAAAUAGUUGAAGAUGGAGUUGGAAUGGCCCAUACUGAACACGUUCCAGGGAGUGCAGAGAACGCACGCUCAUGUGUCCGAGCCUAUUUUUCUGAUCUUCAUGAAACCCUUUGUCGUCAGGAAGAAAUGGCUCUUAGUGUUGUUGAUGCUCACGUGAGAGAGAAGUUGAUUUGGCUUAGGCAACAGCAAGAAGACAUGACCAUCCUCUUGUCACAGGUUUCAACAGCUUGCCUCCAUUGUGAGAAGACUUUACAACAGGAUGACUGCAGAGUAGUAUUGGCCAAACAAGAAAUUACAAGAUUGCUAGAGACCUUACAGAAACAGCAGCAGCAGUUUACGGAACUUGCAGAUCACAUACAGCUGGAUGCUAGCAUACCUGUCACUUUUACAAAGGACAACAGGGUACAUAUUGGACCAAAAAUGGAAAUUCGGGUUGUAACUCUGGGAUUAGAUGGAGCUGGCAAAACAACUAUUUUGUUUAAGUUAAAGCAAGAUGAAUUCAUGCAGCCAAUUCCAACAAUAGGUUUUAAUGUUGAAACAGUAGAAUACAAGAAUUUGAAGUUUACUAUUUGGGAUGUAGGAGGGAAACACAAAUUGAGGCCAUUGUGGAAACAUUAUUAUCUCAACACGCAAGCGGUGGUGUUUGUUGUUGAUAGCAGUCACAGAGACAGAGUCAGUGAAGCACACAGCGAACUUUCAAAAUUGUUAACAGAGAAGGAAUUGCGGGAUGCUUUGCUCUUGAUCUUUGCUAAUAAACAGGAUGUAGCAGGUGCACUUUCAGUGGAAGAAAUCACAGAGCUGCUCAGUCUCCACAAACUCUGCUGUGGCCGUAGCUGGUAUAUUCAGGGUUGUGAUGCCCGAAGUGGUACAGGACUUUAUGAGGGACUAGACUGGCUUUCAAGGCACUUAGUGGCUGCUGGUGUCCUUGAUGUGGCUUAAUUUUACAGCAGCUGCAAUUGUGGUUUGUUUUGUUUGCACGAUUUAGGAUGUUAUAGCUAGGUCUGCUGCCUGAAGAGGGGACCUUAUUUAACUUGGUGGUUACAGAAAAAAUAUAAACCUUUAUCCAAGAUUGAAUAAUUGGUUCAUUUAAUGUGUGCCAUUACAGUGUUUUUGAAACUUGAUAUAUUUAUAAAUAAUGGAAUGGGCUGGUUACAAGGGUGCCUUCAAAUUCUGCUUUUGUGAAACUAGGUUGUUUAACUUAAAAUUAUUCCCUGAUAAAAUAUGCAUUGGAGUUCAUCUAAUAAUUAUAACAAAGUUACAGUGCUUAACUAGUGUCAGAAAAAUUUUUAGAGGUAGAAACACCAGGAAACUAUUCCAAAAUCCAUCUCAAGUUAUAAUAGCCAGCUCCGUCUGUUAGUCAGAAAUAAAUGGUGCUACUCUUUAAUAUAUAAGGAAUGCAUUUGUGUAAAAGUGGCAUUGAAAAUCAUAGGCAAAUACACCACAAAAUGCAGAUGUCUUCCCCUUAUUUCAUGCCUUCACCAUUUGUUACUGGAAGGCAGCAUAACAGGGCAAAGUAACCUGCAAAUGGGGACCAGUAUUGCAGGGUGAGGGGGCUGUGGCUUUGUUUAGCAAUGAGUUUUCUAGCUGCAGGGGGGAGGGUUUGUGCGGGGUUUUUAGUUAAUUGUACACAUGCUGAAUUAUUUAUGAACAGAUUAUAGUGACAUUGAGGUGAAAGUGUUUUGUGCAUGCUUGAGGACAUAAUCUGCUUAUAGAGAUUAAGCUUGCUCCUCAAGAAGUUAAGUUAAAAAAAGCCAAACAAACUUCUCAAAGAAGUAGUGUGGUGUAAUGUCAAUCCAGCUAUGUACUGUUACGUAGAAGUCGUGCUUCCAGAUUAAGGCAGUGGCCUUAAAAUAUGAAAUAACACAAUGUGAAAGCAGUAUAGACUACUUGUAACUCUCACUUAGAAGAGCAGAUGGUAAAAUGUGAUAUAAACCUUCCAUAAUUAGAUUUUCAGUUCUUACUGUGUCUUCUACAUGGAACUGUCACCAAUGCCUCUAUUUUCAAGGAUUACUCAUUCACAAACCCAUAAAAUAUGGGUGUAGCUCUGUUUGGAGAAGGUUGCAAUGACUUAGUGAUGACUUUUUUUUCCUGCUGCGCAUGCAACUCUGCUGCCACUUUUACCUGUCUAGUGUGUGCACCAGUAUCUUCUGCCCUCCUCUUUAUAUACACAGCCAUUGCCAAUUGAAGAUGCCAGGCCAUGGACCAUUUCAUGUUGCAGGAGGAGCUACAGAGAAUAUGGCCAAUAGAUUAAAAUGGUGUAUCAUCACUUGUUACUGGAGUAGUGGUGAAUCAUGAGAACCACACAGUAGAAGUGCGCAGUGUUAUUUCCUAGAUGGGGGUAGGUAUUUUGCCACAGUGGAAAGCAUGUUUUUACCUGUGAGUGCUCUGAACCUCACCAGGCAAAAAUGUAUCCCAUUAUCUGUGACCAUGGCUUUUGUUGUAAUAUCAAUUUUACAUCUUCCCACUACUUACCUUAGGUAAAGCCAAGAAAUGCAUGAACAAGUAAUUUAGUACGUUUGCACUUCUCUUCAAGGUGAAGCAGUUAACUACUUCCUCAAAAUUACACUUAUUUGUAGUUUUACCUUGUUCCUAAAUGUCAUGUAAAUGAUUCAGCAAGUCUAAUGACUUGAAUAGUAGCUGGAAGAACACUAAGCUUUACAAGCAAAUAUUUGAGAAAUAAGCUUCAAUGCCUACGUAUGUAUGUAGGUACUGAGAAGGGGUAUUCACUCUUUCUUCAGACAACCUUACCAGUUUGGAAAAGUUUACAGGAGUGAAAGGUGUUUUUUCUUGCACCAAAUGAACUAAAAAUUGUUGAUGCUUCCAAGCCUGUAACUUCUUGCAUAGCAGUUGGCUGCUCUGACUUGAGUGUCUGCUUAGGCUGUAACUGCAAGCAGACCCAGACCUAUGUAGGGCUGACUGUCCCCUCACAACUUUUUUUUUAAAUAUGGACAAGUUCUGCUAAGCAUGGUAGGUACCUUUUCCUGGAAUAUUUUCAACAGAGAAGACAUGCAUUCUUUAGAAAAAUCCUAAUUCUGUGAUUUUAUUUAAGCUGGCUUAUGCUGCAGUUACACCUGCCUCUCGGUAUAGUUCUACUUCAAAAGGUUCAAGGUGACUAGUUUGGAUUUUUUGUAACAUUACAUUUGAGGGCAGAGGAAAAAUUCUCACUCAUACUUUUGAGUUCAAAGGAUUGCUUGUGACACAUGGAAUGCUACCAUAAAAGUGUUCUUAAAUGGAAUUUAAGAUGACUUGACGUAACUGUGAAAUUGUUGCAUUUGUCUGUGAACUCUUCAGUGUAAGGUACACUAAGAGGUUUAUUUUAAUACUAUACAUAAACUGCUUCAGUUCUAAAUUCAAGCUUGUUUCACUAGUUUUACUGAACUUUAGGUUUAGCGUACUGACUUACGUGGUAUGUAACUGGAGUACUUCCUCAACUAGAACUCACUUGAAGCAUUACUAACUGAGAAUUAUUUGAAAAGACUGAGUAACUUUUUCAUAGGAUUUUGACUUAAUUGUGAAACUGAAUAAAUACAACAUCCAUUG